This is a messenger RNA of Aspergillus heteromorphus CBS 117.55, 1713 nucleotides long. Its product is annotated as putative actin-related protein RO7. Gene Ontology annotation, biological process: microtubule-based movement. The transcript has a single exon. The record is from RefSeq and is a predicted model, not a curated record. Bases 1 to 1713 code for a protein of 570 amino acids. NCBI's taxonomy places the organism in Eukaryota, Fungi, Ascomycota, Eurotiomycetes, Eurotiales, Aspergillaceae.
AUGACCAGCGCCUCCUCUUCCUUCGCUUUUGACGAUAAGCGCCCUAUCUCCAUGAGUUUCCGUCACAGCCAGUCUGGGGGACCGUCAUCGCCCCAUACGCCCCAACACCACCUCCGCUCCAACAAUUCCUCCUUUGCAAGCAGUUCGUCUGCGAGCACGUCGUUUCGCGGGGAGGAAGAUGCGAUCAUAUUCGAGUUUGGUUCCAGAUGGCUUCGGGCUGGAUUUGAGGGCGAGAGCUCCCCGAUGUGCGUUGUUGGAUGUGGCCCAGAAGAGUCCAGGAGGGUCGGCGACUACAGAGGCUGGCUGAGAAACAGCCAUGGCACAGAGCCGCCAUCAGUGAAGGCAGAGGAAUGGACUGGCGCAUACGAACUCUGGAAGAUGAACGUUCGCGACAUGGAAUUGGGUCUCAUUGAAGACAAGAUCGAGCGCAUGUUCCGAGAGACCUACAACAAGUACCUAUUGACAGACGCGGGGACAUCGCGACUGGUCCUAGUGCUACCAUCAAUCAUGCCACAUCCGCUGUUGUCUUCACUUCUGUCGACUCUUUUCAGCCGCUGGCGGUUUCCGAGUAUCACCCUCCUGACCACCGCACCUAUGGCCGUGAUCGCAGCUGGGAUGCGCUCAGCUUUGGUGGUGGACAUUGGAUGGUCAGAAACGGUCGUGACCGGGGUCUACGAAUACAGGGAGAUAUCGUUGAAACGCAGUACGAGGGCAAUGAAGUUGCUGCUGCAGGACACAGGGCGACUGCUUACGCGGCUUUCCAACAACAGCGCAGCCUCGCAACCAGGCGACGAAAUUGCCGUCAAUUUUGAUCUUUGCGAAGAAGUUGCCAGUCGCUUCUUAUGGUGUCAGCCCACAGUGUCUCCCAAAGGCUCAUUGGGUCCAUCGCAGCAGCAAGUAGCAGAGCCUCAAGAGAGCGAUGUCGACACGGCAAACCAGGGCCUUGCUUCGGUCUCCGAUGAAAUAGUGUCGCUACCUUCCCCGUCGGCCCCUGGUACGGCCUACAUCGACAUCCCAUACUCGAAACUCACAGAACCGGUGGAAGGAGUUCUUUUCGCAAAAGGUGUACCAGACUGUGAGCUGGACGACGAGGAAAAGCCACUGCCGCUCCUGGUGUACAACACCCUCCUAAGUUUACCGCCCGAUGUCCGCGGCACGUGUAUGUCGCGCAUCAUCUUCAUUGGUGGAGGUUCGAAUAUCCCAGGGAUCCGACAGCGCAUUCUCAACGAGGUGGCGUUCCUAGUCCAGCAGCAUGGCUGGUCACCUGUCCGUGGAAAGGUUAUCGAACAACAACGACAGAGGCUCCAGACCCUGCGACUUUCGCAAGCACCUCCUCCCGCUGACUUGACACCCGAGGUCUCGCCCGAUUCUCCGAAAUCCCCCACGGAAACAUCUACCUCAGAAACACAAGACGAAGAGGAAAUCGACCCUAUUGAGCAGAAGAUCCGUCGUAACAACAAAGACAAGGACACCGUACCACCCGUCCAGGGCGUCUUCCGGGAAGUCGAAUCCCUGGGUUCCUGGGCCGGAGCCAGUCUGCUCACCAGUCUCAAAACCCGAGGAUUAGUCGAGAUUGAGCGAGAGAAGUACCUACAGCACGGUCUGGCGGGUGCUAGCCGAGAUUUGGAGACUCAUGGCCAUGCUCCUGAUAGACGAUCCGGGCUACGCACCGGAGGCGACCGGUCUAGCUGGACUUUAGCCGGCUGGGGAUGA